Mastomys coucha (southern multimammate mouse) is the source of this 3108-nucleotide messenger RNA. It is a transcript of the gene Polh, whose product is annotated as DNA polymerase eta. The transcript has 11 exons. The record is from RefSeq and is a predicted model, not a curated record. Gene Ontology annotation, biological process: error-prone translesion synthesis; response to radiation. NCBI's taxonomy places the organism in Eukaryota, Metazoa, Chordata, Mammalia, Rodentia, Muridae. Gene Ontology annotation, molecular function: damaged DNA binding; DNA-directed DNA polymerase activity. Bases 295 to 2358 code for a protein of 687 amino acids. Gene Ontology annotation, cellular component: site of double-strand break; nucleus; replication fork.
GGCGCGUCAACCGUCUCUCGCCGCGCGCGCGGUGCUGAACUCCACAGUUCCCCUGGGCUUGCGGUGGGGCGUAAACCUUCAGGCUGUGAGGGCAGUUUGCUCGGCGGGAUCCUAGCGAUACCUACUCGGUUCUCUGUCAUCAAAGACAGUAAGUCCCUCUCAGAAUCCACUGACCUGCUCCCGGGAAGGCGGCGACAUCGUCUAGACGCUGUCAUUUUCCUCCCAGUGGACUCAGCCCAGAGCCCGCACGCAGCAUUGCUCUCUGCAGUUUUGACAGGUGGCGCCUUGAAAUAAAUGGCUCCUGGACAGGAUCGAGUGGUUGCUCUUGUAGAUAUGGAUUGUUUUUUUGUACAAGUGGAACAGCGGCAAAAUCCUCAUUUGAGAAAUAAACCUUGUGCAGUCGUACAGUACAAAUCAUGGAAAGGUGGUGGAAUUAUUGCAGUGAGCUAUGAAGCUCGUGCAUUUGGUGUCACUAGAAACAUGUGGGCAGAUGAUGCUAAGAAGUUAUGUCCAGAUCUUCUCCUGGCACAAGUUCGUGAGUCCCGUGGGAAAGCUAACCUCACCAAGUACCGGGAAGCUAGUGUUGAAGUGAUGGAGAUAAUGUCUCAUUUUGCUGUGAUUGAACGUGCCAGCAUCGAUGAGGCUUAUAUAGAUUUGACCAGUGCUGUACAAGAAAGACUUCAAAAGUUACAAGGUCAGCCUAUCUCAGCAGAUUUGUUGCCAAGCACUUACAUUGAAGGGUUGCCCCGAGGCCCUACAAUAGAAGAGACUAUUCAGAAAGAGGAUAUUCGAAAACAAGGCUUACUCCAGUGGCUUGGUUCUCUUCAGAGUGAUGAUUCUACCUCUCCAGACCUACGGCUGACUGUGGGAGCCGUGAUUGUGGAAGAAAUGAGAGCAGCCAUAGAGAGGAAGACUGGCUUUCAGUGUUCAGCUGGAAUUUCACACAAUAAGGUCCUGGCAAAACUCGCUUGUGGACUAAACAAGCCCAACCGCCAAACCCUGGUCUCACAUGGGUCAGUGCCACAGCUCUUCAGCCAGAUGCCAAUUCGUAAAAUCCGAAGUCUUGGAGGAAAGCUAGGGGCUUCUGUCAUUGAAGUCCUUGGGGUCGAAUACAUGGGUGACCUGACACAGUUCACUGAAUCCCAACUCCAGAGUCACUUUGGAGAGAAGAAUGGGUCUUGGCUGUAUGCCAUGUGCCGAGGUAUUGAACAUGAUCCAGUUAAACCCAGGCAGUUACCUAAAACUAUUGGCUGUAGCAAGAACUUCCCAGGGAAAACAGCUCUGGCUACUCGGGAACAGGUACUGUGGUGGCUUUUGCAGUUAGCCCUGGAACUUGAGGAGAGGCUAACGAAAGACCGAAAUGAUAAUGACAGAGUGGCUACUCAGCUGGUUGUCAGUAUCCGUGUUCAGGGAGACAAGCGGCUCAGCAGCCUGCGUCGGUGCUGUGCCCUUCCCCGCUACGAUGCUCACAAGAUGAGCCAGGACGCGUUUGCUGCCAUCAGGAACUGCAAUACGUCUGCAGUCCAAACUGAGUGGUCCCCUCCUCUCACAAUGCUCUUCCUCUGUGCUACCAAAUUCUCUGCAUCUGCCCCUCCAGCUUGCACGGAUAUCACUGUGUUCCUGAGUAGUGACUCAAGUGGUCAGCCAAAGGUGCCGAUUGCCUGCUCUGAGACUAGGACCCAGGGACCUGGCCCAGCUGUUCCUACCUCUAAAGAGGCAGCCUCGUCUCUAGAGUCUUUUUUUCAAAAGUCUGCCAAAAAGCAGAGAAUGAAAGAGACUUCCUUUGCACCUCUUAACACGGCCGCAGAGAAGUCACCAUCCAAGCCUUCACUUCUGUUCCCAGCCACAGGAACUAAGUCUUUCUUUAAGCAGAAGAGCCUGCUGCUGCAGCACACACAGCUUAGUCAUUGUGCAGCUCCUUCCCCUCCACAGGACAGCUCUGAAGUGCAGCCACGCUGUCUACCAACAGAGUGUGCGGACGGGGGUCCUGCUGAUGAAGGGGCGUUGAAGCCAGUACCCUCUAAAGCCAUCUCUACAGAAACAAGUGUGGCUGGGAACAGUCUAAACAUGCUUGAGUCCUCAGCUUGCAACCGAAGGGCCGCUGAGGACCAAGUGCUCUGUGAGAAGUGUGACUCCCUGGUUCCAGCAUGGGACAUGCCAGAACACACGGACUACCAUUUUGCAUUGGAGUUACAGAAAUCUUUUUUGCAGCCUUGUACUUCAAAACCCCAGGCUGUUCCUGCCAUGUCUCCUCAGGGCAAACGAAAUCCCAGGAGUCCCUUGGCUUCUAGUAAUAAACGCCUUAGGCCCCACGGCAUGCAGACGCUGGAGUCAUUUUUUAAGCCAUUGCCACAUUAGUGCUGCCCUGAGGCUUGCAGGAGAGCUUUAUUAUUUUAUUUCUAAGAGUUGGAAUCAUGUUGACUACUCAAGGGAAAGUAUGAAAUUUUUAAUAGAAAAUUAGGGUUUUUUUCUCCCAAUGGGAUUCUGAUCCUGUUGCUGAUCAAAAUGUUUUUUAUCUUUAGGGAGAUAGAGUGUCAUAAAAGGUCUAAGGAGUUGGCAAACUUCUCAGUUCUGAGCUAUCUCACUUUCUUCCUUAUAAACUAAGGACCAAACAUAUAUAGGAAUAUAACUCAAAAAAAUUGAAAACGAAAGGAUAAAAACGGGGUUGGAGCUAAGCUCACUUGUCUAGGACAGCAUGUGCAAGCCCCGUGUUCACUUCCCAGUUCUAAGAUGGGCGAGUACAAAAGCUAAAGCCGUGGGUUUAGCAGUCUUCCUCAGCCAUGCAGGCACUAGGAUGCAGUCUUCCAGACUUUCCUGAAUUACAUAUGAAAUCAGGUAGUAGGUUUAAUGGAUAGGGAAAAAGCAUAUAUCCUUUCCCUACAUAAAUACAAAUCAACUUACUUAUAAAUUGGGUCUUUCAAAGAUUCACUGUGUUUAGCAGGAAAUUACCCUUUCCUUUGACUUUAGUGUAGCUUCUUCCCUGGCUUGAUCUGUAGUUUCUUAUAGGCAAGAGUUCUUGCAGUGCCUUACACGUACUAUGUUGUUGAUGUUGGUUGAAUGUAUAUAGUAAAUUAGCCACACUGAGACAAUAAAAUGUACUCUUCGGGA